Messenger RNA from Vicia villosa (hairy vetch), 1282 nucleotides. RefSeq lists its product as uncharacterized. Gene Ontology annotation, biological process: proteolysis. Gene Ontology annotation, molecular function: cysteine-type endopeptidase activity. The coding region runs from base 221 to 1177 and encodes 318 amino acids. The record is from RefSeq and is a predicted model, not a curated record. NCBI's taxonomy places the organism in Eukaryota, Viridiplantae, Streptophyta, Magnoliopsida, Fabales, Fabaceae. The transcript has 3 exons.
UUCUAUUUAACUCAUCUUUCUUAUCUCUUUUAUACUCUAUCUUACUUAUUUCUCUCUUCACACUAUCUUUCUACCACCAAUCACACCCUUAGGGUUUCCAAGCGUUUUCUCAGAGAUCGUUGUCUUCUUCACCUUCGCGUGGAUUGAAUUUGUAUUUUCAGCCUCCGCCCUGCUGGAGUUUAAAGCAAAGUUUCCAGCACCUAAUCCUAAUCUCAUCACCAUGGCUUUUACCAAAAAAGCCUUAAUUGUUGCUUUUGAGUAUCCUUGUUCCGACGUUAGUCUUUAUGGUCCAUCAACUGCAGCACUUAGGAUGAAAGAGUGUCUUGUUAAUUAUUAUGGUUUUUUGUCUGAAGAUGUUAUGCUAGCUAUAGAUGAUGUUCCUACGCUACACCCAUCAUUUCCCAAAGCCCAAGCUUUGCAACCUUCAUUUUUUACUGUUGCUGACGACCUUAUAUUCAAUAAUUCAAAGAAUACCAAGAAACAAUCUAAACAAUCUAGGACUAUCUGUACCACGCUGGCUAAAAUGGUGUCACAGUCCAAUGUCGGUGAUACCAUACUUUUCUAUUAUAUUGGACAUGGCAACAGACGACAAACUUCUUACACUAACAAUAGUGGAUGGGAAGAAUUUAUGCUAUGUGGAGAUGGUUCUCGUAUUUAUGAUUAUCAUCUAAGGGAGGUAGCAUCAUACGUUCCGGAUGGGGUAAACUUCACUGUAGUGGCUGAAUGCUGCAAUUCAGGUGGUCUCAUUGAAGGUCUCUUUGAAGUAAUUGGGAAUAGCACAAGAAGUCCUGUUUUUGGAAAUAAACGGCCUGAACGUAAUUUUGGUGGAAAUGGAUUACAAAAUAGCCCGCCGUUGGCUGUUCUUAUUAGUUCCACCCAGAGUAAUGAAGGCGGCGCGAUAGGUUAUAAUGAUAAUUUAAAAGAACAUAAGUGCUUCUUGACGGACGCUAUAAUUAAUAUAAUCAUGCAAAAAGAAGGAAUUGUGACAAAUUUAGAGCUAGUUAAGGAGGUGUCCAGAAUGUUUGAAGAAAAGAACCUGGAACAAAGUCCUGGGUUAUAUUGUAAUCGCGGUAAAGAAAACUCUUAUUUUUUGGGGCUUGAGGGAUUAAAAGUGAAAAAAAAGGACAAGAAGAAAGAGGAUAAAGUAGGGAAGGGAAAGGGAAAAGAAAAAAUGUAAUAUUUUUUGUUUAGUAUGUAUUUUUAUUGGUACUGAGAUGUAUUAGGUUUUAAAUUAAUGGAAAUGUAGUUUGACAUUAAAUAUAGCCUAAAAGGUUUAGAGUUG